AUGAAAUUCAAGUUACCUGUGAAUUCUACCAGGCAAUACAAGGACCUGUGGAAUAUGAGUGAUGACAAACCCUUUCUAUGCACUGCCCCUGGAUGUGCAGAUCAGACCCCAACACCAACAAGAGUCUUGAAAAACUGUGAAGAAGUGGGUUUGUUUAAUGAGUUAGUGAGUCCAUUUGAGAAUGAAUUCAAGAAAGCCUCUGAAGACAAGAUUAAAAAAAUGCCUCUAGAUUUAUCCCCUCUUGCAACACCCAUCAUAAGAACUACAAUUGAGGAGCCCUCUGUUGUAGAAAGAACUCACCUGGAUAGUCCUUUACCUCAUCCGGAGUCUACUACCAGUGAUGAAAAGGAAGUACCAUUGGCACAAACUGCACAGCCCACAUCAGCUGUCAUUCAUCCAGCAUCAUUACAAGUUCCCAAUGUCCUGCUUACAAGUUCUGACUCAAGGGUAAUUAUUCAGCAGGCAGUACCCUCACCAACCUCAAGUACUGUAAUCACCCAAGCACCAUCCUCCAACAGGCCAAUUGUCCCUGUAUCAGGCCCAUUUCCUCUUCUGUUACGUCUUCCUAGUGGACAAACCAUGCCUGUUGCUAUCCCUGCAUCAAUUACAAGUUCUAAUGUACGUGUUCCUGCUGCAGUUUCACUUGUUCGACCAGUCACUGUGGUGCCUAGUAUCCCAGGAAUCCCAGGUCCUUCCUCCCCUCAGCCAGUAUUGUCAGAAGCAAAAAUGAGAAUAAAAGCUGCUUUUACACAGCAACAUCCUCCAGUUAUCAAUGGAGAUACUGUCAAAGGUCAUGGUAGUGGAUUGGUUAGGACUCAACCAGAGGAAUCUCGACCACAAUCAUUACAACAACCAGCCACGUCUGCUACAGAGACUCUGGCUUCUCCAGCUCACACAACUCCAAAGACCAAAAAUACAAGUGGUCGUCAAAGAAGAGCAGCUAAUGAAGAAGAUCGUGAUGAAAAAAGGAGGAAGUUUCUAGAGAGAAAUAGAGCAGCAGCUUCACAAUGCCGACAAAAAAGGAAAGUCUGGGUUCAAUCUUUAGAGAAAAAAGCAGAAGACUUGAGUUCAUUAAAUGGUCAACUGCAGAGUGAAGUCACCCUGCUAAGAAAUGAAGUGGCACAGCUGAAACAGCUUCUUCUUGCUCAUAAAGAUUGCCCUGUAACUGCCAUGCAGAACAAAUCUGGCUAUCAUACUGCUGAUAAACAUGAUAGUUCAGAAGACAUUUCAGUGCUGAGUAGUCCACAUCCUGAAGCUAUACAGCAUAGUUCCGUCAGCACAUCCAAUGGAGUCAGUUCAGCCUCCAAGGCAGAAGCUGUAGUCACUUCAGUCCUCACCCAGAUGGCAGACCAGAGUACGGAGCCUGCACUUCCACAGGUUGUCAUGGCUCCUUCCUCCCAGUCACAGCCCUCAGGAAGUUGA
Molecule: messenger RNA, 1422 nt
Organism: Choloepus didactylus (southern two-toed sloth)
Lineage: Eukaryota; Metazoa; Chordata; Mammalia; Pilosa; Megalonychidae
Product: cyclic AMP-dependent transcription factor ATF-2-like
Biological process (GO): regulation of transcription by RNA polymerase II
Molecular function (GO): cAMP response element binding; DNA-binding transcription factor activity, RNA polymerase II-specific
Source: RefSeq, a predicted model, not a curated record